Molecule: messenger RNA, 5427 nt
Organism: Betta splendens (Siamese fighting fish)
Lineage: Eukaryota; Metazoa; Chordata; Actinopteri; Anabantiformes; Osphronemidae
Gene: drosha
Product: drosha ribonuclease III
Exons: 25
Coding region: 143-3376 (1077 amino acids)
Biological process (GO): regulation of gene expression; pre-miRNA processing; primary miRNA processing
Cellular component (GO): nucleus
Molecular function (GO): ribonuclease III activity; double-stranded RNA binding
Source: RefSeq, a predicted model, not a curated record
GCUAAUUGUGAUUGGUCCACUCGCGUGCUACCCUCUAACCAUUCCGACCAGAAACAAACACUAGUACUUUGGUAACCCACAACAUUUACGACGCAGGUUUUUUUGUAAUUAUUAAUGUUUUUCAAGAUUAAACGAUUCAGGUAUGUCCUUUCAUCAGGAUCGUGGGGGUCCCAGGGGAGGAAUGCCUCCAGGGCAGCAAGGCUCCCCUCAGGGCUACCGCCCAACCAACUUGAGGCCACCACCUCCCCAGCCUCCUGUCCCCUCAUAUCAUUAUGACCUGCAGACCACUUCCACUUCAAGCUACCAUGGAAGCAGCAGUUACAUGCCCCCACACUCUGACUUCCUGCAGUACCCUCCUCCAGUGCCAUCACCAACCGCUGGCUCGCUCAACCAGUGUCCAAUGCGCCCACCUUUUCCCAAGCUCCCAGUCCGACAGGGCUUCCCUGAUCCCCCACCAAACUUUCCACCUCCUCCCUUGCCCAGCCCUCCAGGUGGUCCUUCACCAGGGGCCCAGGUGACUGCUCAGAAUGCCUAUCCACCUUACAUGAUGCCACCUGUUCCCCCACCGCCAUUGCCACAUCCUCCCAUGCCUCCCCCUAUGGCUUCUCAGUCCAUGAGUUACCACCCUGCCUACUCAAUGAACUACGCCCAUCCUCCCCACCCACCCUUCCCUCCUUCUGCAUACAGUCCUGGUUACACCCAGAACCCUAGCUCAUUCACACUGGAUCAGAGCUUCAGGCAUGGCCAGUACAAAUAUGAGAAGCCAAUGGAUAACAGGAGGUCCCCAGAGAGAGUGUAUCGCCACGAUGACCACCGUCAGAAAGGCUAUGGCUAUGGCAGCCACAGUGAUAGGCAUAAAGUAGAAUUUCCUGGAGAGAGGAAAGAUCGCGGUAGGAGUCCAGACAGACGCAACAGGCCAGACAGUGGAAGGUACAGGUCUGAGUAUGACAGAGGCAGGAGUCCCCCAAGGCACAGAAGCAGGGAUCGCAGCAGAGAGCGUUAUCGUCAUAGAGAAAUUCGGAGAUCCCAGUCACCUGACAGGCACAGAAAGAGGCCUAGGAGUCGGUCAACAAGCAGAGACAGGAAACGUGGUCGUUGGGAAGAGGAGAGGGACAGGCGGUCGGACAGCUCCUCGGGGCUGAGCAAAGAGCGCAGCUUCUCAUCUGUCAGGAACCGGGACACUGAUGAGACCUUCGCUGACAGAGAGCGAGAGAAGGAGAAAGAAAAGGCUGAUGACGAGAAAGAGGAGGAAGAGCUGCUGAAGCCUGCCUGGAUCCGCUGCACACAUGCCGAGAGCUAUUACUCCAACGACCCCAUGGAUCAAGUGGGGGAUUCAACUGUGGUGGGGACCAGUAAACUCCGGGACCUGUAUGGGCUUUUUGAGGAACAAUUAGGCGGGCGACAGGAACGAGCUAAGGCUUGCCGACCGAAAUGGGAGCCACCGAAAACCAAACUGGAUGAGGAUCCAGAUGACAGCAGCAGCGACUCAGACUGUGAGUCAGAUGGUGAAGGAAGCACCUGCUCCAGCAGCUCUGACUCAGAGGUUUUUGAUGUCAUUGCUGAGAUCAAGAGAAAAAAGGCUCAUCCCGACCGCCUGCAUGAGGAGCUGUGGUACAACGACCCAGGACAGAUGAAUGAUGGUCCCUUGUGUAAGUGCAGUGCCAAGGCCAGACGUACGGGGAUCCGCCACAGCAUCUACCCGGGGGAGGAGUCUGUGGAAAAGUGCCGUCUGAUGAACAACAAUACCGGAAGAUUAUUUCACUACAGGAUCACAGUGUCUCCUCCCACCAACUUCUUGACUGACAGGCCGACAGUGAUUGAGUACGAUGACCACGAGUACCUGUUUGAAGGCUUCUCUCUGUUCUCCCACACUCCUCUCACUAACAUUCCAUUGUGCCGUGUGAUCCGCUUCAACAUAGAUUACACCAUUCACUUCAUAGAGGAGAUGGCACCGGAGAACUACUGUGUCCGAGGCCUGGAACUGUUUGCUUCCUACUUAUUCCAGGACAUUCUUGAGCUGUACGACUGGAACCUGACAGGUCCUGAGAUCGACGACGAGUCCCCCGGAUGCCAGCGCUUCCAUUUCAUGCCCCGCUUUGUUCGAUUCCUACCCGACGGCGGGAAGGAGGUGCUGUCCAUGCAUCAGGUGCUGCUCUACCUGCUGCGCAGCAGCAAGCCGCUGGUCCCCGAGGAGGAGAUUGCAGACAUGCUGCAGUGGGAGGAGCUGGAGUGGCAGAAAUACGCUGAGGAGUGCAAGGGCAUGAUCGUCACCAACCCCGGCAUGAAGCCGAGCUCGGUACGGAUCGACCAACUGGACAGGGAGCAGUUCAACCCAGAUGUCAUCACCUUCCCCAUCAUCGUUCAUUUUGGGAUUCGUCCGGCUCAGCUCAGCUACGCUGGAGACCCUCAGUACCAGAAGCUGUGGAAGAGCUACGUGAAACUACGCCACCUGCUGGCCAACAGCCCCAAGGUCAAGCAGCUGGACAAGCAGAAGCUGACGCAGAGAGAGGAAGCUCUUCAGAAGAUCCGUCAGAAGAACACGAUGCGCCGCGAGGUGACAGUGGAGCUCAGCAGCCAGGGUUUCUGGAAGACUGGCAUCCGCUCCGACGUCUGUCAGCACGCCAUGAUGCUGCCGGUUCUCACUCAUCACAUCCGGUACCACCAGUGUCUGAUGCACCUGGAUAAGCUCAUUGGCUACGUCUUCGGGGAGCGCUGCCUUCUUCAGCUGGCCAUGACUCAUCCAAGUCACCACCUCAACUUUGGCAUGAAUCCCGAUCAUGCCCGCAACUCGCUCUCCAACUGCGGUAUCCGCCAGCCCAAGUACGGGGACAGGAAGGUUCACCACAUGUACAUGAGGAAGAAAGGAAUCAACACCUUAAUUAACAUCAUGUCUCGUCUGGGGCAAGAUGACCCCUCCCCCUCAAGGAUCAAUCACAAUGAGCGAUUGGAGUUCCUGGGCGAUGCCGUUGUCGAGUUCCUCACCAGUGUCCACUUGUACUACCUGUUUCCCAGCCUGGAGGAGGGGGGCCUGGCCACAUACAGAACGGCCAUUGUCCAGAACCAGCACUUGGCCAUGCUAGCCAAGAAACUGGAGUUGGAUCGUUUCAUGCUCUACGCUCACGGACCAGAUCUGUGCCGGGAGUCGGACCUGCGGCACGCCAUGGCCAACUGCUUUGAGGCUCUUAUCGGUGCUGUGUAUUUGGAAGGAGGGUUGGAGGAGGCUCGGCAGCUCUUCGGUCGACUGCUUUUCAACACUGAGGACCUACGGGAAGUCUGGCUCAACUACCCACCACACCCCCUGCAGGUGUCCCUCCCCUCUCCUCCCCUGCCCUCCAAGACGAGGAUGAAUCAGCGGAGGCAUUGGGAGCAGCUUUGAUGGGGCUUGAGUGGAUGGGGAUGGCAGCCGCCGAGGCCUGGGUACCGAGCACACACCUGUCUGUGCUACCGGCGCCUCAUGGUUGACGAUCUCAUCUCAUGUCUUUCAUGUUUGCUUGAUUGGCACCGGUGCAUCAUCUGCCCCAGCUCUCCCAAAUCAUUUUGGUAUGAUUUAUGUUUUAACUUUUAAGGAAUCUUGCGUUGGUUUAUUGAGGAGACAUGAAUGUCAGCCCUUUUGGGCCUCACGACCUCUGCUCUAAUUCUGCUUUCCUUCUGGACUGAGCUGAAAGUGAUGCUUUGAACCCUCAUCACUGCUGUUGACUUUUUUCUCCUCUCUUUACUUUCUUUGAAGCUGUGCUGCUGGCCAACCUUCUGAAGCGCAGCUCGAGUGCUGAACUCGACAGAUGUCGUUGGUGGUGAUGCGCGACAUUUAAACGCCUUUUAUUAAUUAAAAGAGGGCAGAAAACGCGGGAAGGAAAUGUUUCUUGUGACAAACUGAAAGACGGAGCCGUGACAUCACAGACGGCACUUGGCACAAUUAAAACGCGCGGUGUAAAAACACAUCUCUGCUUUGUGCUGUGGCUUGACAUGAUCGACACAAAGAAAGCUGUUUAUUUGUCAUUUUCCAUGGAACACAAACAAAGAAGGUGCAGGGAAUGAAAUGUGGCCAUGUUUCCAUCGAAAGCCUUGAACAAAGUGCUCUUUAUUCUUAUUUUUGAGUUACUUUAUAUUGGAGCAAACUAGCAAGGUCAGUUAAAUGUGCUUUAGUUUCUUUUGUCCACAUGAAACUGUUUCUCAGUGUUUCUGUUUUCUCUAGAAACGAUGUCGAACUUCCAGUUGUACCACGCAGAGACCAAUUAGAUGCUUCCAGCAGCCUAAUUAAUGCACCCAUAAGGACAUCUCUUGAUUCUACAAACAUGAAUGCACAUAUUCUCUUAGCAUAUCAUUUCUGUUUCUAAUGAGCACAGGCACGAGCAAAUUCUGUGUUUAAAGGGAGCAGCAUGUUUUCGCUGAAACCACCAAGCCCUACAGCUAAAGUUAAAAGCAUCAUCUGCAGCGAUUUUCACUACUGAAAACCGUUCUUUCAAGACUCAUCAAGUCACGGAGGUCAGGAGCCUCUGAUACAGCUCGCUUUUAGAGCAAGUUGGAAGCUUCCAGAUUUACUGAGUCAUCACGCUGGAUAUUAAUUGUAUCACCAGAUUUGGAGAGAAAGCCAGAAAAGGAGCUGUUUGACUUAAAACUUAAUGACUAAGAGAUUCCAUCUGCUGCAGAUCAUCAGAGUUUGUUUUGAGGCGCAGUGAAAACACACACUAUAAACAGGCCCUCAAGCAGCUCGCGCUGUAGAGGUUCAUUUCGUUUAGGGAAUUUAUCUGUUGGUCUUAUGCAGAACGACUUCACUGAGUGUUCUCGUGUGUGGUUGAAGGAUCCUGGAGGUGAUUACACCAUCUAUUCACUAGUUGGGGUAAAUAAAGAUGUGUCUGCUCCUGUUUUCCUUCUGCUUUAAAUUGAUAUUAGCCUGUCUAGAAUAAUAUAUAAAACACUUUUAAUGUGCCUCAUUCCCACGGCGAACAUCACAUCACAUCCGUACACACAUUAGUCACUCCAACCUUCUCUAUUUCUCCAGAUUCGCCCACAAACGUAAAUCCGUCAUUGUUUCUGAUGAUGUUUCCACAUUUAUUGAAUCUACGACUCGCGUCACGCGGCCAAACGUUCGCAGACUUUGCGCGCGUGAUUGUAGAACAUCCCGGCUCAUUACCGCUGAGCCGCAGCUGCGUUGGCGAGGCCAGCACUGAAGUUGGGUGAAAGGAUCUCAGCUGGUAGUGAAGUUCAUUGACGAGGUACCAGGUGGGUUGAGGUCAGAGGUCAGAAGUCUGUGGAGGCCAUAGCAGAACAGUUACAGCUUCUAUUUUUGGAGCGAGCUGUGCACAAGGGAGCAUUGUCAUCUUGAAACAGGAACAUUCAUGGAACCACAGACCUAAUCAGAACCUCAAACUGUGUAUUAAAAUAUAUAAUGAGUGUGCAUUGUCCCCUGGUAGAACAAGCAUUUACCUU